AUAACAUGUAAACAACGAAAUUAUCACAGAGCUCGAAAUACUGUUUGUCAGUACGCGAUUGGUCGCGACCACGGUGACUUGCCCGCGCGCAGAAAUGAUCCAAUUUAGACGACCUUGAAAUUCAGAAUUAAAUCUUCGAAGUUUAAAAAACGUUCGCGAACAUCGGAAAUCCUCGUUAAAUUCCGGCUGAAUUUGAAUAUGUUGUGAUAGUUUUUGUGUAGUGAAAAAUGUUGGGAUUCAAAGUGGGAGCGAGACAAGUGAUAAGGUUGAAGGAGAUAGGACGAUUGAAAUAUCAUUCAGGAGUGGGAGUGUUCGGUCAUCGACCGACGAAAGUGAAUGAUGCCGAUGUUCCUGAACAUGUAUUGGCACGAAGGUACGAGAACUGCAGAGCACAGCGGCUGGUGGAUGCGUACCGCACUCACGGACACCUGAGGGCUACUAUAGAUAAUGUUGAUUAUAGAAAGGAUGACAGGAGUGUAAAGGAGCUUAAUAUCUCAAGAUACGGGCUUCGAUCUGAAGAUACUGUUGACGUAGGAUUAUUGUACGGUUAUGGAGGCAAGCAGACUGUCAAGGAUCUGGUGGAAACUUUGGAGGACAUAUACUGCGGGCCUAUAUCUUAUGAGUUUUCGUAUUUGGAGACAGAAGCUGAAAGAGAAUGGUUCGCCCAACGCAUAGAAAGCGCUGAAGACACUGUACUCACGGACCGUAAAAUCGAGAUCGUUAAAGAGUUACUCCACUCCCAAGCGUGGGACAAGUUCCUGGGCGUCAAGUAUCCCACGGUCAAACGGUACUGUGGAGAAGGUGCUGAAUCUCUUCUUACAUUCUUCUCCUCGUUAUUCAAGUUGACGACUGCUGAAGGAGUAGAGCAAGUGAUCCUAGCGAUGGCCCACAGAGGAAAAUUGAAUGCUCUGACCGGGGUUCUCAAAUGUCCGCCAGUUAAAAUCUUCCAUAAGUUCAGCGGGCAGCCAGAGUUCCCAAAGGAAGCGAACGCAGCCUGCGAUAUAUCCACACAUUUAAGUGCCUCCGUGGAUAUCAGUGUGAACAACAAAUCAGUUCGAUUCUCAUUAUUAAACAACCCAUCGCAUUUGGAGGCUGCUAAUCCAGUAUCUAUGGGCAAAACUAGAUCAAAGCAACUACGUUUGAAGGAAGGUGAUUAUUCCGAAGACGGAUCUUCAACGAUGGGAGAUAAAGUGCUGAACGUUCAGAUCCAUGGUGACGCUGCUUUUACGGGCCAAGGAGUGAACCAGGAGACCCUGAUGCUGUCAAAAGCUCCGCACUUUAACGUCGGUGGUUCUCUACACGUUGUUGUUAAUAAUCAAGUUGGGUUCACGCUGCCCGCUCUGCGUGGUCGGUCGUGUCGUUACGUCACGGACCUGGCGAAGGCUAUAUCUGUGCCAGUUAUACAUGUUAAUGGUGAUCAUCCUGAGUUGGUGGAAAAGGCGACGAACAUAGCCUUUGAGUAUCAACGGAAGUUCCGGAAGGAUGUGUUCAUAGACUACAACUGCUUCAGACGUUGGGGUCAUAAUGAGUUAGAUGACCCCACGUUCACAAACCCACUUCUCUACAAAGUUAUUCAUAAUAGAAAAUCAAUCCCAGACGUGUAUGCCGAAAAGCUGGUAUCCGAAGGAGUUUUGACCGCUGAUGAAGUCAAGGAGAUAUCAACAACAUACACAAACUAUCUUCAAUCGCAAUACGAAGCUGUAGCCAGUUAUAAACCAGAAGUGUCCUAUUAUCAAGAACAAUGGUCUAAUAUGCAAGCAGCGCCCAAUGCUGUGGAGAUAUGGGAUACUGGAGUCGAUUCAAGUCUUUUAAAGCUGGUUGGACAGGCUUCCGUGGCGGUUCCUAAAGAUUUUAAUGUACACCCUCAUCUCGCCAAGACACAUGUACGGAACCGUUUGACGCGACUGGCUGAGGGCCGGGAUAUUGAUUGGGCGACAGCUGAGGCUCUGGCUUUUGGUUCGUUAUUAAUGGAGGGUCGUCACGUCCGCCUGAGCGGUGAGGAUGUCGGUAGAGGCACCUUCUCCCAUCGCCAUGUGAUGCUGGUCGACCAGGAGACAGAAGCUAUCAGGAUACCACUGAACCACAUACAUGAGAAACAGAAGGCUUUUCUUGAAGUAGCAAAUUCGAUUUUAUCUGAAGAGGCAGUAUUGGGCUUUGAAUACGGAAUGGCCUACGACAGUCCAGAUAAUCUGUGCCUCUGGGAAGCACAGUUCGGUGACUUCUACAACGGUGCACAGAUUAUAGUGGACGCUUUUAUUGCAUCGGGAGAAUCUAAAUGGGUUCGCAGCAACGGCCUAGUAAUGUUGCUUCCCCACGGAUACGACGGAGCCGCCUCCGAGCACUCCUCAUGUAGACUCGAGAGGUUCCUACAACUGACAGACAGUCGCGAAGCCGCUCCUGACUCUGAUAACGUUUGCCUUCACGUUGCUAACCCAACAACGCCGGCGCAGUACUUCCAUUUGUUGAGGAGACAGGUGGCUCGUAAUUACAGGAAGCCAUUAAUAGUGGUAGCUCCAAAAGUAUUGCUGCGAUUAGCUGAUGCUGUGUCACCUCUAUCUGACCUCGCACCACGAACUCACUUCAAGAAUGUAAUAGGUGACUCCUUGCCCGAUCCGCUGAAAGUAAAACGUGUGAUCCUAGUAAGUGGGAAACAUUACUACGAACUGCACAAGGAGAGAGUGAAGGCUAAGAUCGAUGAUGUUGCCAUCGUGAGGGUCGAGAGUCUCGCUCCCUUCCCCCUACCGGACCUACAGACUGAGCUGGCAAAGUUCCGGAAUGCAAGGAAAUUCAUAUGGAGUCAGGAGGAACACCGAAAUAUGGGAGCUUGGAGUUUUGUUCAGCCGCGGUUUGAGAACCUCCUUGGUAGAAAACUGAUAUACGCCGGCCGAUCAGAAGCUCCGACACCAGCAGUGGGUGCAUCAGUACUACAUAAAGUGGAAGUUGAACAUGUGUUGAAGGAACCACUUUACAAUAUUAAAUAAUGUUUCCAUUUAAUGAGAAUUAGCAGAAGUUUCUCUUAGCUUGGAGAACUCUACAUAAGAGCAUGUAUUUGGAAGCGCCUGACUAUGUGGAGCUGUUGAACGUAAACCUUUUUAAAGGCUGCGCUGGGAUGUGUAGAGAAGGAUAUCUAUAAAAACGCAUUAAAAUUUUGUCACAUUUUUGCAUUUAUGUAUUUUUAAUAA
This is a messenger RNA of Trichoplusia ni (cabbage looper), 3182 nucleotides long. RefSeq names its product probable 2-oxoglutarate dehydrogenase E1 component DHKTD1 homolog, mitochondrial. NCBI's taxonomy places the organism in Eukaryota, Metazoa, Arthropoda, Insecta, Lepidoptera, Noctuidae. The record is from RefSeq and is a predicted model, not a curated record. Bases 228 to 2981 code for a protein of 917 amino acids. The transcript is spliced from 20 exons. Gene Ontology annotation, biological process: tricarboxylic acid cycle. Gene Ontology annotation, molecular function: thiamine pyrophosphate binding; oxoglutarate dehydrogenase (succinyl-transferring) activity.